Oppiella nova is the source of this 670-nucleotide messenger RNA. NCBI's taxonomy places the organism in Eukaryota, Metazoa, Arthropoda, Arachnida, Sarcoptiformes, Oppiidae. The record is from the annotation of a GenBank genome assembly.
AAUCCUUUGAUUACGUAAUGACUGCACAACAGGUCAUGGAUUUGGACCCAAUUCUGAAAACAUCACUCAAGCGGUUCGAGCCAUUGAUGAAGUUCUCAAUGAAUUAUACGAUUCAAUAGUAGAGAGAAAGUUAGACAAAGAGGUGAAUGUAGUGAUUGUUUCAGACCAUGGAAUGACACAAAUCGAUGACUUCAAACAAAUUGAAUUGAAAGAUGUCAUAGACUUCAAAAAUACUGUACAACUAUAUCUUGGAAGCGGUUCCGGGGCUCAGAUUGUGCCCAAACCCGGCAAAGAGGAAGAGCCGAGACUGGAAGGAGUGGUAUAUCCUUAUGGAGACCCACCAAAGAAACCUCAGGGAGGAAAUCAUGGUUAUAGUGUCGAGACUUUGCCUGACAUCCGGGCCAUAAUGUAUGGCUUCGGACCGGCUCUCAAGAAGAACUACACCUCCGAUUGGAUAUCAAUGGUUGAUCACUACAACUUGUUUUGUCAUAUACUCGGCAUUAAUGCCAUUCCCAAUAACGGAACCGACGCUAAGGCCAAAGAAAUGUUAGUGAGUAGUAGUGGAAAUAGGGCUCACUAUUCAGUCCUUGUAUUCAGUAUUCUUGUCACUUGUGUUUUAAAAGUAUUUGUUUAGUUUUUACUAAUUUUAUGUCAUGUGAGAUGAAAGAUG